AUGCCGCCCCCCAGGACCCCCAGGACCCCCUUCCACAUCGAAGCGAUCCUGGCCGCCCCCCCCCGGCCCGUCCCCGCCGCCCCCUGCCCGCAGCCCCCGAGCUGGCCGGGGCCGGGGGCGCUGCCGGGGGCUUGGGGCUGGGGCUGGGGCUGGAGCUGGGGAGGCAGCGGCGCAGGUCUGGAGUUGUCUCACUGCGUAGGGACCGAUCCCCUGGGCCCCUCUGGGCCCUGGAGGUCCGGGGGCCCCUGCAAGAUGAAGAGGGUCCGCACGGUCUUCAAACCAGAGCAGCUGGAGCGGCUGGAGCAGGAGUUCCUCAAGCAGCAGUACAUGGUGGGCACGGAGCGGGUCGACCUGGCUGCAACUCUGCAUCUCACGGAGACUCAGGUGAAGGUCUGGUUCCAGAACCGGCGGAUCAAAUGGAGGAAGCAGAGCAUGGAGCAGAAGAAGGCAAAGCUGGCGCAGUUCGGGGUGAUGCAGCCUGCCUCCGCAGACUCGACGGACGUCAAGGACCACGAGGAGGACACCGUGGACGUUGAGCUUUGAGCAGCUGGUGGGAUUCAGCUGCCACUGUUGUUUUUGCAGCCGUGCCUGCAUGAUAGAAGUGUGCUGGGGAUGCAAGCAAUUUUGUGCUUGCUUGGUCCAAGCUAGACUUAAAUCUCUCAGUCUGAGAGAACCGCA
Molecule: messenger RNA, 678 nt
Organism: Oxyura jamaicensis (ruddy duck)
Lineage: Eukaryota; Metazoa; Chordata; Aves; Anseriformes; Anatidae
Product: homeobox protein not2-like
Exons: 3
Coding region: 1-543 (180 amino acids)
Biological process (GO): regulation of DNA-templated transcription; neuron differentiation; central nervous system development
Molecular function (GO): DNA-binding transcription factor activity, RNA polymerase II-specific; DNA binding
Source: RefSeq, a predicted model, not a curated record